AUGAUUAAUUUGACAGCAAAGGAAAAUCCCCUCAGAACAUAUGAAAGAGUCUUCCUGAAUGAAAAACUUCUCUUUGAACAAACGAUAGUUGCCAAAAACAAGCAUCAGAGAGUAAAAGAUAUAUCGACCUUUACAUUUAUCCAUCUGAGCAUACCAUUUAAAAUUUUAAGGAAAGAAAAAAACAAGGUGAAACUGAAGGUGAAUUUAAUUGUUUAA
Messenger RNA from Clunio marinus, 216 nucleotides. Lineage: Eukaryota; Metazoa; Arthropoda; Insecta; Diptera; Chironomidae. The record is from the annotation of a GenBank genome assembly.